AUGGAAGAACAUACCAACAACGAACUCUCCAGGCCACAGGUGCCUCCGGUCUUUCUACUGAAAACACCCUCGUCUCCCCGAGACGUAUACGAGGAGUACUUCCUCAAAAACACCUUUGCGCUUCCAUCGAGACAACGAUCGAACUCGCCAACUGACUCGAAAGAGACAAAUAACUUCGAAUAUAUCAAGUAUGACCCGAUCUUUGUGCCCGUAUUUUCGCACAGUUUCCAUGCGCAGAAUUUGGAGAUUAUGAAAUCAUAUUUCAGGCCGACAGCGGACGACGGCGAUUCCAUUGGCGAGAAGGGAGCACCUUUGCGCAAUGCUUUUAGUGGACAGGGAAAGAAGUAUGGUGGACUUAUAUUUACGAGUCAGAGGGCUGUGGAAGCAUUGGGACAUAUCUUGGAACAUGGUGACAUUCCAGCUGAGAUCACAACCUCCACCUCAAAAGAUCUGAUCUUAUACACCGUCGGACCCGCAACAACACGCACCCUGACCCCUCUCCGCGAUAAAUUCCUACCCUUCGCAACGAUAUACGGUGACGAAGCCGGCACUGGCGAAAAUCUUGCACACCUGAUACUCAACCACUAUAACAAGCUUUACCCAGCAACAGCAGAAGAAGGAGAAGACAGCAGUCAAAAACCAGGAUUAUUAUUCCUAGUCGGCGAGCAGAGACGGGACAUCAUACCCCGAACACUCAUGAGCAAAACCUUGGAUGAAAACCAGCGAAUCAACGUUGAUGAACUCGUCGUCUAUGAAACGACUCAAAUGGAAGGAUUUGAAACUCAAUUUCAAGACGUCGUUCGUAAGGGAGAGGAAUUGUUGAAAAACGAACAGACGCCUUUGUGGACAGUCAUAUUCUCGCCGACGGGUUGCGACGCUGUUCUCAGGACAUUGAAUCUUCUCGACAGCAACAACAAGGACACCAAUUCAUCCAAGAGGAGAUGUCGAAUAGUAACGAUUGGCCCCACGACAAAGGAUCAUCUGAUCACGAAAUAUGGCUUUGAGCCUGAUGUUGUUGCGCGAAGACCGACUCCGGAGGGGAUUGGCGAGGGGAUAAAGGAGUAUCUUUUGGCGAUGAAGCUGUAA
Molecule: messenger RNA, 1086 nt
Organism: Talaromyces marneffei
Lineage: Eukaryota; Fungi; Ascomycota; Eurotiomycetes; Eurotiales; Trichocomaceae
Exons: 2
Coding region: 1-1086 (361 amino acids)
Biological process (GO): uroporphyrinogen III biosynthetic process
Molecular function (GO): uroporphyrinogen-III synthase activity
Source: RefSeq, a predicted model, not a curated record